Molecule: messenger RNA, 2636 nt
Organism: Phaeodactylum tricornutum CCAP 1055/1
Lineage: Eukaryota; Bacillariophyta; Bacillariophyceae; Surirellales; Neidiaceae
Exons: 1
Coding region: 13-1773 (586 amino acids)
Source: RefSeq, a predicted model, not a curated record
CUUCUUCGUACCAUGACGACCGCAGCCUUUGGCUAUCUAUCUCUCUUUCGAAAAUCAGCCAUGGCGUUUGGGUCUCUCCCAGUAUCACGUCUUGCGUUUACAGAAUCGGCGAGGCACAUGGCCACCAACACCAGACCUCUCCAUCCGCCAAUGGGCAUUCCAGGAUCUUUACGGCAUUUUACAAGUCUCCGAGCCUCGUCGAGCGACAACGUCAAGAUCGAAACAACAAAAUCUCCAGUUCCCAUAACGCUCCUUAGUGGAUUUCUGGGAACCGGGAAGACGACAGCGUUGAAGCACUUGCUCGAAACGAACGACAACAAAAAAAUCGGGGUCAUCGUCAACGACGUUGCCGCCGUCAAUAUUGACGCCAAGCUGAUUCAGUCACAGAGCUCGGAUAUGGUGGAACUGCAAAAUGGAUGUGCAUGCUGCUCCUUGGCGGAUGAACUGUUCUUCUCGGUGGAGAAGAUCUUGUUGGGUCGCGACCUCGAUGCUAUUGUCGUGGAACUUUCCGGAGUCGCGGACCCAAUGGCCAUUCGAAACAAUUGGAAAAUGGCCCCAUCGGAAGUUCGCGACAUGGCAGAUAUUGCACGAGUCGUGACGUUGGUAGACUCACAAACCUUUGGGACCGACUACAUGACGUGGGAUACUGCCGCCGACCGACCGGGAUGGACCAACCCAGUCGAUCCGUGUGCAGGUAACGCCAAGGUUGCCGAGCUCUUGGCCGAACAGGUUGAAGCCGCCAACCUUGUACUCAUCAAUAAAUGCGAUCUUUCAAAUGCGGAAGAAGUGCUGGUAGCAGAAAAGGUCACGCGGGCACUGAACGGCAAAACCAAUGUCGAAAAAGUAGUCUUUGGAAAGAUUGCCCCGAAGCUGAUACUUGGAACGGUAGAAGAGAUUACCGCAGCCUGCACGGACCCGGCUUGCGACGACGAAUCACACAGCCAUUCACACACCCAGGAUCACGGUUGCAUGGAAUCGGGAUGCAACGAUAGCUCGCAUUCACACGCGCACGAUCACGCGUGCGUGGAUGCCGGCUGCACCGACGUGUCACACGAACACAGCCAUGCGCAUUCGGAGAGUACCUGUGCCGAUCCAGAUUGUACCGAUGCAACUCAUGAGCACACUCAUUCCCAUAGUACGUCUACGGAUCAGUUGGGUAUUGUCAACUUCGUCUAUAAGGCCGCUGUUCCCUUCGAACCGAAGCGAUUGAUGACGAUGUUGGAGACGUGGCCCAUACCUCUUAAGGAUACACUUGAUCUAGGUUUCUUGCAAGAAGAGCAGACCAAAGUCUUGUUCGAGGACGGUAUGGACGAAAGCCCUUUUAGCGGCGUGCUGCGGAGCAAGGGAUUUUGCUGGUUCGGGCCGUCGAAAUGGAGUGGGGCCAACAGUGAUGCAUGGCGACACGAAACUGCCAUGUACUGGUCACAUGCCGGUAAACACUUUAGCAUCACGUCCGGUGGCAAAUGGUGGGGAACCAUGCCACGGGAAAAGAUGACAAAAUUCUUUGAUGAAAAUAUGGCAGAGUUUGAUCGCAUUGUGCGGGAUGAUUUUGUCUCAGAGGAGUUCGGCGACCGUCGGCAGGAGAUUGUAUUUAUAGGAAUCGGAUUGAACGAAAACGAGAUACGAGCGGCUAUGGACGAAUGUCUAAUGACCGAAAGUGAAAUGGCCAAGUACAGGCAAAAUCUGCAGAAUCUUUUGGCCACAACUAUGGCGACAUCGUCGGGUCCGAGUCUCUUUGAUGUGGGUACGAUUGACCAUGCUGAUACGAAGUAAACUUAGAGUGUAUGCAUUGGAUGUAAUUCGAUUUUCUAAAAUUUACAGCGAUUCUCCUUUUUCGUAUGCAUUAAUACAACUUACACUCUCUAAUGUAGCAUCUGCUUUCAAAAAUGAUUAGUUUCGACAAUAAAUACCUCCCGUUUACAACCCUUUCGGAUCAGAUAUAUCCGCCGAGCUACUGCCCGCACUAGCUCGUCGCAAGCCUCGAAAGAUACUGGGAACAAAAGAUCGUUUAUCUGAGCUGUCGGAUUUUCGACGGCUGAGAAAGGAGAUACGCCGCUGAGGCUCUUCGUCGCUCUCUUCGUCGAUGCUCAUGCUGCUGACAUCGGACCGUUUUCUUCCAAAAAACAACGACAUCCGUUGUGCCGUAGGGGUUUUUAUAUCUUCGCUGCUUUCCAACGGCUUCUUGCGUGGAAAAGCAAAGGGCAUCUUAGAACUAAAGUGAUCGCUUUCAUCACUAUCUCUGUCGGCAAUUCCUGGUAUGCCAGGAAAUAUCGACUUCGGCCAAUCGCCUUUCCCUUCAAUUCCAGCCUUGCGACGUCGUUCUCUCAUGCCUUCAACUAGGUCCUGUGCCGACAUCUCGUCCACGUCAUCGCACUCAUGGCUGUUCUCGGCUAUAACAACAGGGAAUUCAGGCGACUGAAACGACUCUGAGCUCCUGUUGAAGGAUUCGUUGCCGCUGAACGAGCCGUUGUACGAGCUGUGACCAUUCCAAGAAGUAUGCCCAUGCUUUUCGAAGCUGUUUUUCCUGUUAAUUUUUUCUUGACGAUCGGAAAAUGAGCUGGAUUUGCCGAUCGAACCGAUUGAUAAACGUUGACGAGCGGCUUGGAAGCCCUCUUGGAGUUGUUUCGAAGCGGACU